AUGGCUAGAAUACACCCUAGAUCACCACCAAUGAUUGACGGUCGUAUUAGCCAAUACUCGUCAUCGGAAAGAGAAAUAUUCACCGUUUGGAUGAAAUCCCUCGUGAUCAGCAGCAACGGUUGCACCGUCUAUAGUUCGAAAGGCGAAGUUGUUUUCCGUGUCGAUAAUUACCAAACAAGGCGCAGCAGUGAAGUCCUACUCAUGGGCUCCAACGGUGAAGUGCUCUUCUCCAUUAAAAGAAAGGUCACUCAUAUAUUAUAUUUAUAUCCCAAUGUAUUAUUAUAUAAACUACUAACUUUCGGAAGAUGGGAAGGGCGUAAAUUGGUGAAUUCUAGGUUUGAGAAAGAGGGGGAAUGGUUUAGAGUCAAAAGGAAGUGCAAACUUUUAAGGAGAGGAAGAAUUACAUGCCAUGUUAUACUAGGAUUGAUUAAACACGUGUUGCAGGUGAUGCAAAAACAGUCAAUGAUGGGAGUUGGGGUUUGUUUUGGAGAUGAUGUACUUUCAUUAAUGGUGGAACCCCAUGUUGACCACUCCUUAAUCAUGGCUCUAAUCAUAGUCUAUGGUAUGAUCAACAAUAAACUGUAAAUAUACUUGGAAUUGAAUUCAUAUAUUUUUCUUUUGAAUUGAAUUUUUGGAAUGCACUGUUUUUUUCCAU
Messenger RNA from Erythranthe guttata (spotted monkey flower), 655 nucleotides. The record is from RefSeq and is a predicted model, not a curated record. Lineage: Eukaryota; Viridiplantae; Streptophyta; Magnoliopsida; Lamiales; Phrymaceae.